CAAAGGGCGAGUUCGCAUCGCAGCGUCGCCCGCAGCAGCAGCGGACCGCAGACCACGCCACCUCAGCCAGCGACAGGGAGCGAGGGAGCGAUUCGAUCAGAAUCGACAUGGACGGCGGCGAGCACGAAGCGGAGGAGUCCUCCUACAAGCGCCGGGAGCGCCUGCUCGCCCUCCGCUCCGCCGCAAACGCGUCUCCGGCAGGGGCUCCUCCGCCGACGGCCGCGGGGAGCAUCCUCCCGGACCCUGACCUCCCGGGAGACGAGGCCGCAUCCGUGUGCCCGACCCCGCCCCAGCGGUUCGACUACUACACCAACCCCGCCGCCGCCUUCACUUCCUCCUCAGGAGGUGCCACAAAUCCCACCUGGUCCCACAAGCGCAAGAGCCCUCCCGCCUGCUACGCCCCGCCUCCGCCUCCGCCGGCUUACGGGAACUAUGGCAGCGACUAUCACCGUCCACACCAGCAGCCUACAUCAUGGCAAGUUCACUCAACAUCCCCGAUGCCACAAGAUGCGGCAAGGAGCAGUCCAUGGCAAAGCCCUAUGCAGUUCCAGGAUCCAAUGUCAGGAUACCAAGGAGGUCCUCCCAGCGCUCCACGUCCUUGGGGCUCACAUUCUGGUCCUGGAGGCCGAGGUUCUUAUUCAAAUCCACCAAACUUUGGGUUCAGACACCCGAAUCCCAGCCGGGGUGGCAGCCCAAUGAACUAUGGACCAAGAGGUGGCCCAUAUUCAUCUUAUGGACGUGGCAGGGGGCCCAACUACUUUGGCAGCCCAGGAUCAAGGGGGAGAGGUGGGAGGGUUGGCUGCCAUGGCCGGAGUUACUUCAACAAGUCAAUGCUUGAUGACCCUUGGCUGGACCUGCAACCUGGUGUCGGCAACAUACUGAUACCUAGGGGUGAGUAUGACUCCAACAAGUCCUGGCUCCCAGAAUCGCUGCGAAAAAAGAAGGAAACGCCGCCUGCUCAAGGGCAAAUUAAACCGACGCCAGGAUUGAGCCUAGCAGAAUACCUUGACAUGUCUUUCAAUGAGGUUUCUGAUAAAGAGAAGUAGGCUUUUUUUAUGUAUGCAUAGCUACGACGACAGGUUGAUGUUUGUUUUUGCCAUCGUUUGCAAUAGAUCUUUGGAAGCACCUCUUCAUUACAACUUUGUAGGCUUUGUUUUUUUUUAAAAAAAAGAGAAGCAGAACUUUGGAGAAGGGAAAGUUGCAAAGGUUGCGUAGCAUGUCAGCGUUUUCUGCUGGUGCAUUAACGACCAGUGCCUGUUUCGUCUUGGAUUGCAUAGAAAGUUUGGUGGAGAUUCUGUUGAAGGAAAAAAAAAGAAGGGUGCAAAUCUUGUGCCAAAGGUCAGCUGGAGAUAGAUGCUGCGCUUUUCUUUCUUUGUUGGUGCAUAUAUGUAUAACGUGAGCAUCCAAAGUGAGCUAGGCACAUAAUAAAAAGCGCACAGAUCUUUUGCGUGAUGGC
Molecule: messenger RNA, 1456 nt
Organism: Zea mays
Lineage: Eukaryota; Viridiplantae; Streptophyta; Magnoliopsida; Poales; Poaceae
Exons: 2
Coding region: 108-1046 (312 amino acids)
Biological process (GO): miRNA processing; mRNA splicing, via spliceosome
Source: RefSeq, marked predicted